AUGGAUAGAGAGAUCGAGAACGUCAAAUUGUCUCCUGAUAUCGCACCAAUACAUCAACUAACCGCAAAGGUUUUUGCGAUUGAUACAAUUUACAUGCAAGAAGAAUGGGUCCCACGUAACUGCGAGUUCUGCAUCGACGACCUAGAUCAGCCGGACUGGUAUUAUCCUUUCAGAGACAGUGACUUUAUCCAUGUUGGUGGACUGGGGGGAGACCGCCAGCUUUUGACGUGCAUCCUACAGGGUGCAUACCGGUAUGGCCUCACACCACGUAUCGCUCAUGCUAAUACAGUAUCAGGUGCUGCUCACCGAAUGGCAUGUUGGAAAUAUGGGACAGCAACCCACGGCUUUACCGACGUUGCGGAGCACGUCUAUCGUAUACCACUUAACACGGAACGGCCGAUGACCCAGAAAUCGGUUGUGGUGGGCUGGGCAGACGGAUUUGAAGCGUACAGCAUGGAUUUACUGGUUAAGCACCUAGGAAAGCGCCAUCUUGAAGUUUUUCUCAUCUGUGCUGCCGCGCGUCAAGCCCUGCGGAAAGGGGUGGAAGGCUGGCUCGAAAUGUAG
Molecule: messenger RNA, 564 nt
Organism: Aspergillus welwitschiae
Lineage: Eukaryota; Fungi; Ascomycota; Eurotiomycetes; Eurotiales; Aspergillaceae
Exons: 4
Coding region: 1-564 (187 amino acids)
Source: RefSeq, a predicted model, not a curated record